Ixodes scapularis (black-legged tick) is the source of this 2209-nucleotide messenger RNA. RefSeq names its product E3 ubiquitin-protein ligase RNF25. The coding region runs from base 445 to 1899 and encodes 484 amino acids. Gene Ontology annotation, cellular component: nucleus. The record is from RefSeq and is a predicted model, not a curated record. NCBI's taxonomy places the organism in Eukaryota, Metazoa, Arthropoda, Arachnida, Ixodida, Ixodidae. Gene Ontology annotation, biological process: protein ubiquitination. The transcript has 7 exons. Gene Ontology annotation, molecular function: ubiquitin protein ligase activity; protein binding.
GAGCAUGCCAAGCCCUCUUUCCGAGUCAGACGCACGCCCUGGCUCUGCCCGCGCCUCCCAUUGACCAAACUCUCUACAUAUACGGCUCUGGCUCUCCCAGCUCUCCUCUACGUUGAGGCAAAACGGUAAACGUCCUUGGGCCUUUGAUACCUGAAGAUGCGGAUGAUGACCGUUUAAUCUUUGCUGGAAGUGAUCUCACCCGCUCAAAUUUUGUUCGUGGAUUCAGUCUCCCCCGGACUUUCCGCUCUGGAAGUGGUACAAAGUUUCUUCAAUCCUUCAGACGCCACGAAGCGCUCGACGAGCGUCAGAGUUUUGCAGCAGCAGCGGUUCUCACCGUGGUGGCGCAAGCCUGGGUCAAGGGCUCAGUGUUUCGGAAGCUCGCCCCUGUGAUAACUGCGGCAGUGGUCCCAGUCUCCCCUAGUCGCCCGACAUCCUCGAACAAAGAUGAGCAGCGAAGAAGACAGCUCCCUCGAGGUUGAAAUCGAGGCUUUGAAGGCUAUUUAUAUUCACGAACUGCAGGUCACCUACAAUGACCGCGAUCGGCCAACGUCCCUUCGAGUGUCCUUGCAUCCGGCAACAGCGGACAACGCCGAAGAGCAGUAUGUUCGCCUGGAGCUCGUCCUGAGCCUUCUGCCAGAGUACCCCAAUGCCCUGCCGGAGGUGGCCAUCCGGAACCCACGGGGCCUGUCAGACGAGAAGAUAGAGCGCAUCCGCCGCGACGUCCAGGAGACUGCUCGGGAGAAUGCGGGCGGCCCCAUGCUCUACCAGCUCAUUGAGGUUGCCAAGGACCACCUGACUGAGGAGAAUGUGCCGUGCUGCCAGUGCACCAUCUGCCUGUACGGCUUUGCCGAGGGGGACGUGUUCACUAAGACCCAGUGCUACCACUACUUCCACUCACACUGUCUGGGCCGCUACGUGAGCCACGCCCUGGGGCAGAUGGCCAGGGAGCAUGAGGCCAAGCUCAGCCCCGCACACGAAAAGCCGGAGUCGCCAGACAAGGUGGGCUGCCCGGUGUGCCGCCUGCCGCUGUCCCUGUCGGAGAUCUCCGGGGGCCAGGACCACCCUCCCCCGAGGGAGCAGGCCCGCCAGCCCGAGUUCAGCCUCAGCCCGGCCCUGGAGCAGCUGCAGAGGGACAUGGCCAGCCUCUUCCGCAGGCAGCAGACCAAGGGCGGCAUCAUCAACAUGGACGCCGAGAAGAACAAGUUCCUCCUCGACAUCUCGGCGGCUCCGGAGGGAAGUGGCACUUUAGCCGAAAUCCCGAAGCGAUUUGUCGGAGGUCCCUUCAAGUUUCGGACUCUGCGAAACGCCACAACAAGGCCUGCCGCAGUGGCCAUUCCCACCACAAAACUCGGUGGCUGCGCCGGCCCACCGCCGACAGAUGACGUGGACAGGAAACAAGCACAGAACUUGGGACCGUCCGUGAGAAACAGGCACCGGAAGUUUAGGGAGACCCCGCACAACUCCGGCCCCGGCCUCGGCGACUCAGAGGAAGUGGACGGCUCCGCGGCCGAAGUCCAACGGCCAUGGAGGCCGGACCGGCAGCCGGUCGGGAGACGUGCCUACUUCUCCAACGGAAGGGGAGGCCAGCACAGGACCAGACCCAGGCCAGAGCAGAGGCCCAAGCGAGAGGACUGCGCCCCCGUCGGCGACCGCACGUCUGUUGCGCCGGACGAAGCUCCUCCUCGGGACGGAAGGGCAGAAGGGCCGGGCACACACCGGCAGUCAGAGGCAACCUCGAGCUCCACGGAGGAGCAGUCCGAGCCUUGGAAUGGCGUGAGCCGUCCUCGCGGGGGACGUCGCCACGGUGGAAGGGGCGGCUGGGCCCUGGGGAAGAGGCAGCAGCAGAACCUGCGAAGCCAGGCGCCCCCGGGGAUCGUCUCCGGGACGGAAGACAGAUGACGAUGGAGGAAGCCUCGCCGCCCGCCAGACCACCCCUGGAUUGCGGCGGAGGGACGCCGACUGGCCGGCCGCCGGUCGUGUCCGUUCGAUGUUGUUGCCGUUUUGAGGACGUUAGCGGUAGAGCUAUUUAUUGCAGUUCGAAUUCAAGCCUCCCCGUCUGCACCGACCCACGUGUACAGACGGCCUCCCACUUGCUCCAGCUGCGACAGAAAAAUAGUGCUCUGCAGAACUUUGGGCACCGGUCUUUUAUGGAGUGCGGCAUUCCUGUGUUUGGUUUUAAAUUGAAUAUUAAAAGUAGGUUUAAGGACUA